GUCCCGCCCCGCUCGAGCGCUGCGUUGUUUGGGGACAGUAGGAAGAUGGCGGCGGCCCCGCUGUACUGUGUCUGCCGGCAGCCCUACGAUGUGAGCCGGUUUAUGAUCGAGUGCGACAUUUGCAAAGACUGGUUUCAUGGCAGCUGUGUUCAAGUGGAGGAGCACCAUGCUGUUGAUAUUGACGUCUACCACUGUCCUAACUGUGACAAAAUACAUGGACCCUCCCUGAUGAAGAAGCGCAAUAAUUGGCACCGACACGACUACACUGAGCCCGACGAUGGCACCAAACCAGUUCAGGCUGGGACCUCUGUGUUUGUCCGGCAGCUACAGGCCCGGACCUUUCCAAGUGCCGAUGAGAUGGUGGUGAAGAUGCAAGGGAGCCAGGUGACGCAGCGCUACCUGGAGAAGCAGGGCUUUGACUACCCCAUCGCGGUGCACAAACUGGACGGCCUGGGACUCAGACUGCCUCCCCCCACCUUUUCUGUCAAAGACGUGCAGCACUAUGUGGGCGGUGAUAAAGUGAUUGAUGUCAUUGAUGUGGCCCGGCAAGCAGACAGCAAAAUAAAACUCAGUGAGUUUGUGAAGUAUUACUACAGUUCCCACCGGCCAAAAGUGUUAAAUGUCAUCAGUCUGGAGUUCUCGGACACAAGAAUGGCAGAUCUGGUUGUGGUUCCGGAUAUAGCUCAAAAGAUGUCCUGGGUGGAGAACUACUGGCCCGAUGACUCUGUCUUCCCAAAGCCCUUUGUGCAGAAGUACUGCUUGAUGGGGGUGAAAGAUAGUUACACAGACUUCCACAUAGACUUCGGGGGCACUUCAGUCUGGUACCAUGUCCUCUGGGGUGAAAAGAUUUUUUACUUGAUAAAGCCCACCGAGGCGAAUCUUGCACUAUACGAGGCGUGGAGUUCGUCCCCCAAUCAGAGCGAGGUGUUCUUCGGGGAGAAGGUGGACAAAUGCUACAAGUGUGUGGUGCGGCAGGGGACGACACUUCUCAUUCCCACGGGGUGGAUCCAUGCUGUUCUCACCUCUCAGGAUUGCAUGGCUUUUGGGGGGAAUUUCUUACACAAUCUUAAUAUUGAAAUGCAGCUCAGGUGUUACGAGAUGGAGAGACGGUUAAAGACACCUGAUCUCUUUAAAUUCCCUUACUUUGAGGCUAUCUGCUGGUAUGUGGCAAAGAACUUGCUGGAAACGCUUAAAGAGUUGAGAGAAGACAACUGCCAGCCUCCUGCCUACUUGAUACAGGGAGUGAAAGCUUUAGCUACUGCACUGAAGUCCUGGCUAAAGAGAGAGGCUACAGAGCCAACCGGUGAAGUUCCAGACCAUAUCAGGCCCAACCAUCUCAUUAAAGAACUCAAUAAGGAAAUCCGCUACCAAGAGGAGGACCAGAGCGGCAGCAGGCCAGCGAAAUCUCAGGGAAUGGGGAGCUCGUGCCCCAUGACGCGCUCCUCGCUGGAGAGGGGCUCCCAGGCCCGGAGGAAUGCCCGGCGGCUCCGUGACCACAGCACCAAAACGCCUUCCAACCUGGACAUCCUGGAGCUGCACACCAGGGAGGUGCUGCGGCGCCUGGAGAUGUCGCCCUGGGAGGAGGAUCUGGUGUACAGCUCCAGGAUGAAUGGAAAGUAUAAUAAGGUCUUCCAGGCCACGUCCUCAACACCUGAGCGGAGAACCUUUGACAAUAAUCUGCGCUUAGUUCUUUCAAAUGGCAGGAUUAUGAGAGAUGAAAGGCAGCAAGUCCCAGACAAGAGCUCGAGUGCUGCCGGUGGUGAAGGUAACACAGGAAGUCCAAAAGAGGCCAGCAAGAUCAAGAAUGAGAAGGAGGAGUGGGAGGAGGAGAGCAUCGGGGAAAAACACGCCAAGCAGAAUCCACUCAACAAGUUUUUUGAAAGUGUGAAAUCUGAACUCAGGAAUGGAGCAUCAGGGCACUCUGAUACUUCUGACUCAGAAGCAGAGUCUGAAGACAGUUGCACUAUAAAGCAAAAAGAUUCUUCUGAGGAAGAGUCAGGUAGCUCUGAGGAAGACGAGAAGGUUUCCUCAAAGAGUGAGACCCAGAGAGACUCAGGGGGCAUCAUGGACCUGUACCAGGCCAGCCAGAGACUCAGUGACCAGGAGAAACCACUCAAACUAGAACGUCCUACCUCGCCAAGCACAGAAGAAGCUAUUCAGGGCAUGCUGUCAAUGGCAGGGCUGCUGUACCCUCAGUGUUUACCUGGGCAUCUGGAGGAGAGUGGGAGCUCCCAGGAGCCCUGGGACUCCUCAAGGGAGCAGUGGUGGUCAAGCCCAGCUCACAGAACAGCAGACAGCGGUGGAGGAGAGCCAGCGUCAGGGGAGGACAGCCUAGGUGGCUUUGGCACCAGUCACCAGGAUGAAACGAAGGCACAGAAGCACCUGAGGAAGGAGUGCACUGCCGAGCUGAGCCAGAGAAUCCAGGAGAACAAGAACUUCAUGGACAGCGAGAGCAGCAGCAACAGCAGUGGCAGCGACGCCUGGGUCAACCACAGGCACCCCCUCACCUCCUCCUCCUCCAGCCCCCUGCGGGACGACUGCAGCCUGGGGGCAGAGUUCCAGUACAGCGAGACCUCCCUGUCGCCACCCCUGCACCCCUCCAAGAGGCCUGCCUCCAACCCCCCUCCCAUCAGCAACCAAGCUACAAAGGGCAAGCGGCCUAAAAAGGGCAUGGCUACCGCGAAGCAGAGACUGGGGAAAAUCCUCAAGCUGAAUCGGCACAGCCGCUUCUUCGUUUAACCACAAACGGAGGGGACUCUGGGAGGAAAAAAGUCGAAAAAAAAAGACACUGGUUUUUCCAGUUUGAGCUGGUGGGUGGGGGUGGGUGGGGAGUAGUGGGGUGGGUUUCGGGUCCUGACAGGCCCUGAGGGUUUAUCUGUCCUGUUGUUGAGAGACACAUGUGCUGUAGAAUCACUGCCUGGAGCACAGAAGAGGAAUGACCUUAACACUACACGUUCACUGUGCAAGUUUAGGUGACAGGGUAUCAGAUUUACACUAGCGAGCACACAGCUGCACACUACACAAUUCAGACCAGACAAAGGAGAGGAAAAAAAAAAGGCAGCAUGUGGAAUCUUCGGCAGCCGUAUUACGGGAGGAGACUCAUCUCGGAAAUCUGCGCGUCACAAAGCUGACUCUGGGAGAGAAGAACGGAUCUGAGCUCAAGGAAACAUGCUUGGAAUCUCUCCACUGAAAGAGGAGGACUCUGUUGCCCCUGGCUUCUACAGUGGGGAUAUGGAAUGGAAGAUGAAUUCUGCUCUUAUAUUGCCAACUCCGUAUUGAUGCCACAUGUCUUUGCAUUCUAGUCACAGGCUGCUUUCGGCAUUGACUUUUUCUUUCUCUGGGGAAGAUCUAUGUCAGAGGAAGGGGAAAAAAACCCUGCAAAUUGCAAUACCAUGAAAGUGCUGCGCUUUAGCCAGUAAAAAGGCUGUUCUGUGCAGCCCUGAGAAACGCUACCUGAGACUGGGUAUGUUUGUCUGUCACCCUGAAAUUCACAGCCCUGGGCAAACAGUGGUGCCUCGUCUGUACCUGCAAGGUGCAGGGCUGGUUUAGAAUGGUGCUGUUUUCUCAUCCCUCAUUCCCUUGCUCUCGUUUUUUGCAUUCAAACCAGCAAUAAGAUACAGGAGAGGUGGUUGGACAGGAUAAAAGCACUCCCUAGACUCCCAAAAGGUCUUCCUGCUCCUGCAUCUCUGUCAGUGUUAGCAGUGCUUCACGUUUCCCGAACGGGGGGGGCGACGGCAUCAUUUUCAUUGACAAAACUAAAGCUACAUGUAGAAAUAUAAUCUUGCCCACACAGAGUCUUCAAAAUCUAAAUGGCUUUUAAAAAUGUAUUUGUCAAAAUAUCAAGGUGGUUUCAUGUUCUAUCAUCGAACUACGAGGUACCUGUUACUGAGACAGGCCAUUCAUUGGAUCUGUCUUUUUUAAUAUUUUGGACAGUGGUUAUACUGUAAGUCAUGGUUGAGUAACAUGGUUGAGUUACAGUAUAUAGUAGCUCUUAAAUAAAUGCCCUGAAUGGCUUUAUGAUGUAACUCUUCAAAGCCAUACACUGCAGUUAUACUAUAUACCAUAGCCAUAUUCUAGUGGCAGAACAGUUUCAGAAAGCCCCAGGAGUAGACAUAAUUUGCAAUUGGUAUUUUAGUAGAGUAAGGCUACUCUGGGAAAUCGUAGACGGGCUGGUUUCAUUUCAUCCACUGUGAAGGCAGAGCAGUGAUGUCUGGGAGUGCUGCUGUCAAAAUGAUUUGUGAAAUGGCAAAAAAAAAAAACUGGUUUACUUUUGCCGAAAGCAUUACAUUAUAGAGGGGAGAAACGAAGCCGUGGUUUUCCAGUUAAUUUAUUUCAGUCAGAGUUUUAAUUUUUCUGUUUGUUUUUAUUAUUUUUUUUUUUGAUGACUUUUGAAUUAUUUAUUUAAAAAAGGUGAAUGAUGUCUAUUUUAGUUUUCAUUUUCUUUCAGGUUCCGGUUUUGAUGUGAAACCUUUUCUCUUGUCUUUGGGUUUGUGGUAGAGAGAAAAAUGCUUCUGUUUUUCAUGCAUUCAUACCCAAGCUGCUGGACAUGAACAGCAACUCAGUCCCUGUCAGAUUCACAGAAAUAAUUACUGCUCAUCCAGUCUUUUCUGCUUUCAACGCCAAGCCCUCCUCAGCUUGUGUAGCUGAUAUUUUGAAUUGCUUUGUUGUAUAAGCUCAGUUUUGUUCUAGGAUUUUACUACUGUUUCUGUUUGUUUCUCUUUCUUUCGUAGUGAACAUCAUAUAAUCAAGAAAGCAUUUGCUUAAUUGGCUACCAGCCUGAAAAAAACUUGGAAGUGCAAAUUCCCCUUUUACACUGUAAUGAAGAGCUGAAAUAAGACAACAUUGAACAUCAGUUCUUCAAAGUUUCCUCACUUUUUUAUUUCUCCUUCUAAUUGCUAAGGAGAUAUGUGGAAAAAGAUAACCAAAUGUGCUGCACUGUUAGAUGUCCGAUUCUGUUAUUGCUCCAGUCUACAAAUUUGCAAAACAAAUGUCAUUAUAAUUAAUGACCUUUAUUUCCAUUUCUAUAAUAUUGGAUUCUUUUCUCAUGGUACAUUUACAGUACAAAAGCAUAACUAAAUGGGGAAAAAAAUCUAUUUUAAGUUGAUUGCUCCUGAACGUCUGGAGCUUGUAAAGAGAUUUGUUUUAAUGUGUAGCAUACAUUAGCCUGCAUUCUUAAUAUAUCCCUUUUGAUUUUCAUAUCAGAAAGCUACUUAUUGCUUUGGACAUUUUAUUGUUUUCAUGUUCCUUCUGUGACGCAGCAUGGCACUGCUGCAGAUCCAGGUGUAGUUCUUACUCAGUAUUAGGAUUUAUGCAUUUAGGAUGCAGUUUUCAAGCCAAUGUGUGCUGAUUUCAGGUGAUUACAUUGCUUUAUUAAGGUUUUCUGUUUUCUUCAUGCUAUUCAGAGCAUUGUCUUUUGAUGAUGGCAGGUCUUUCUCAGGGACUGAUAGUCAUUGAAGAAAUUCAUUUUGUUGAAUGAAUAUGACAGAAGGUUGACAUUAUUAAAGUCUCUUUGUUAGUAGCUUAAAUGUCAGAGUGGAGCCCUUUCAUCGGAUUCCUGGCUUGGUUUUGUUUUCACUUUACAGUCAGAGCAUCCGAAAAACUUUGAUCCUCAGUAGCUGUUCCUUAAAGUUUUAAAACCAUUUGUAAGCAAGUAAAAAGGAUUUUUUAGAUAGUAAUACAGCCCUAUUUGAAUGAGAAUCAUAUUCAUCUUGAGUGUUAUACAUUUUUUAGUAUAAUUAGAGCAUUCAAAUAAGAUAUGAAUCAUUAAGAUUGUAUUAUGUAAUUAAGAAUAAAUUUAGUGUGGGCGGCUGUCAUCCCAUACUGCAGAGACACCCAAGAGAAUUUUACCCCAAGAAGACUUUUGAAUAUUUUCUGGUAAUGAAAGUUACAAGUUGCUUUGGCAUGUAAGUGGAUCUGUAGACUGCACAAUACUCGGCUGUACUAGCUACCUUUCUAGAUCUGCAUUUUUAGGCACUGGUUUAUCUCUGUAGGCCCUUGAAAUUGUGGAUUCUGUUUUAAGGAAAGCUACGUGGGAGGUAUUAUUUCCUUCCUACUUGAUCAUGGAGAUAACUGCAUGAUGGAGGAGUUCUGGUGGCUGAAAGAAACUGUUGUGCUACGUCCAUCACUUUUGAAUCGUCUUUCAUUAUACAGUCACAACCACAAGAGAACAGAGCGAGUGGUAAUAAAGCCACAAGUGUACCUGAAGCCUAGUUGUCAUCCUGCAUGGCAGUAAUUAGUAGCACUAUUUUAGUACAUUCCCAUCAUCCCUUGUUUAGCAAAGCCUUCAUUUCAGUCAGCCAGCGGUGAUCAUGGUAAUCAUGAUACAAGUUUUUAACAGAACACCUGGCUCAGUUAAACAUAAAUAGAAUGAGAACAGAAAUGUGCGAGAUCUUUCCAUGACCAGUUGGGCAUUGCUACCCUAAUGGGAUAGAUAUUUACAAGUCUUCAUUGGCAUAGUAUGGCACUUAUCGGGCCCAUCUUCUCCAUGUCAAGUUGUAUUUCAGUAUAAUGAGGUUAAUCAAACAACGUUUUAAUGUUAGUCUUCAUACAUUAUAUAAAGGUAUAUAUUUCCAUUUUCCUAGUACAUGACAUUUUUGCUUCAGACGAAUGUUACAACUUGAUGGUGAUCCUUAGUUAAAGGAUGCGAGUGAGUUGUAAAAACCCACGCCAACUUGCAUGAGAAAACCACAGUCAUCACAAUGCUUGCUGAUCUGGUGCAGUCUGUCCAGAUAGCAUAUGACCAUUUGGUGCUUUCUGGUACUGCAAGUGUAGAAAAUCAGUGCAUUGCCUGCCAUCUGUAGACCUGGCCACUUUUGAGAUCAUUGCGACAAAGUGGAUAUUAAACUUGGAAGAGCAGUUUUUUUUUUUUUCUACCUAAGAUCUUUAGACUUCCUCUUUACCCAAGAUGUAAAAUGAGGUGUUCAGGCUUGAUCACGCACUGUGGUUUUUAACUGGCAACAUAUAUUGCACUAACUUCUCCUAAGCUUGAGCCUGUCAAGUGGCUUUUGAACUCCCUGUUAUUAGGCUAGAACAAGGACCUCCUAGCAUGACCUGCCACACUGUAUGCUCUGUGAUCACUGCUGCAAUUGUCAGGGCUGUCAACUUGUUGGCCUCAAGGGAAAGGACUGGCUCUACUGCUUAGUACUGUAUUGUAUGCCUGCUCCACAAAUCAGAAGCCUGAUACAAAGCAGAGUAUAUAUAAUGCUUUUCCCAUAAACGUAUGCUGCAUUGAAGUGUUAAAAUUCACAUUGCCAAUUUCUUCUUCUAGCUCUGAAUUGAGUUUCACUGAACACUAAUUGCUUUUCACAUAUCACAUUCAAAUAAUUUCCUCUUUGGUCAUAUCUUUUGAUAGAGCUUAUGUACAUCAAUGACUGGCCUGCAGGCAGGGUAUGUAUUAUGCAGUACUAUGAAUUGUACAGUAUUUAUUUGGCUUUUAAUUCUGUUUUUAGAUCAAUUUAAUUGCAAGUUUUGUGUUAACUAUUGAUGGUCAUUGUGUAUUCUCUUCCUUUUUUUU
Molecule: messenger RNA, 7513 nt
Organism: Lepisosteus oculatus (spotted gar)
Lineage: Eukaryota; Metazoa; Chordata; Actinopteri; Semionotiformes; Lepisosteidae
Gene: kdm7ab
Product: lysine (K)-specific demethylase 7Ab
Biological process (GO): regulation of transcription by RNA polymerase II; protein demethylation
Molecular function (GO): histone demethylase activity; transcription coregulator activity
Source: RefSeq, a predicted model, not a curated record